CAAUAACAGAAGUGAGGGAUGAAUGUUGUGUAAACAACCACUGUUGACAACAACUUUAAAGUGAACUCUGUGCCAGAGUCCACACUGGUCGGGGUCUUAUGAAGCAUUCAGAUAGUCCGAGAAGUGUUGCUGUCUGUGAGUUCCUGUCACUUUUUUCUAUGGCUGCUGCUUCAACAGACUCCAAAACUAUUUUCUCUCUGGACUCAUACCAUGUCUCUGAGGAGCUCGGCUUCAUCCUUCCUGAGCCUCUGGAAGAGCUUCCACCUUACUACCAGCCAUGGAUGGACAUUGCACUGCAAGUCCCAGAGCUGGUGCACUCUCAAGAGUUGCGCUCCCUUAUCAACAAGAUGCCGCUGCUGAGCAGCCAAUUUCUGCAGAGUCACCAGGAGUUACGGCUGGCCCACCUGGCCCUCAGUGUUAUGACCAUGGGCUACGUCUGGCAGGAGGGAGACAAUGACACAGUUGAGAUGCUGCCACAUACUUUGGCUGUUCCAUACUGGGAGGUGUCACAGCGUUUAGGACUUCCCCCAAUUCUUACCCAUGCAGAUGCUGUAUUGGCUAACUGGAAGAAAAAGGACCCAGAAGGGCCUUUUGACAUGGAGAACCUGGAGCUGCUGGUCAACCUCCCAGGUGGAGACAGUGCUCGAGGUUUCUUCAUGGUCACUCUGCUGGUGGAGCUAGCAGCAGUUCCUGCACUUCGGAGCAUACCCAUUGUGAUCAAUGGUGUCAGGUGUGGCGAUACUGACUCUGUGGCCAAAGCCCUAGAGGACAUCAGCCAGUCUAUACAGGACAUGACAGAGGCAUUCAAACUGAUGCAUGCGUACGUGGAGCCAUCAGUCUUCUAUGGCAUCAUGAGGAUCUAUCUGUCUGGGUGGAAAGACAACCCCUGCAUGCCAAAGGGGCUGGUUUAUGAGGGGGUACAGACAGAACCAAUGGAGUAUUCAGGAGGAAGUGCUGCACAGAGUACCCUUCUACACUGCUUUGAUGAACUUCUGGGAGUCAGACAUGAACAAAAAAGUGGUGCCUUUCUAACCCGCAUGAGGGACUACAUGCCACCUGCUCACAAGCAAAUGAUCCAGGAUAUCUCACUGCAACCUUCCCUGAGGAUUUUUGUCCAGCAGCAGGCCAGUGAGCGGCUAAGCCAGGCCUUUCAGCAAUGUGUCACAAGAUUGGUGGCUUUGCGCAGCUAUCAUAUCAAUAUUGUCGGCCGCUUCAUCACAAUUCCUGCUGCUCGAGCCCGACAACUCCGUAACCAGAGCCAAGAAUCAGAGGGAGCGAUGAUCAGCAGAGCACCCACAGCACUAGAGAAUAGGGGCACUGGCGGCUCAGGCCUUAUGACCUUCCUGAAGACUGUGAGGGACCAAACAAAGGACACCUUCCUGACUUAGACAAGCAAAGAAUUGAAGCACAGCAGCCUUGGUCAUCACCAAGGAUAUACAGUGGAGAGUCAGCUACAUCACAUAAAACAAACAGUAAAUCACGUCCAAUUACUUAGCACACCAUUAUGUCAUUUAAAGGAUGCCUCUUGACAAAAUGAGAAUGAGAGACCUCGGUUGCUUGCGUUACAUCUAGCUUUGUUGUGUCUGUAAACAAACCUCAGCCUCAUAGACAUGAGUGAUACCCACCAUUCAGUCCAAACCAAAAUUCAAACCAUUGCUGCUACUUUCCAUUAAAUUCAACCACUAAACUACCACAAACCACUUACUAAACCCCCUUUACUUUUUGGAAAAUUAUUUGGAAAUUCAGUUCAGUUGUAAUAUAGUAACAACAAAGACGGGUUGUCUACUUUAACCUAAAAAUGUAGCAGCAUUUAUCUUUUUACCAGGUUAACCUGGCAAUUUUAGACUUUUUUUUGUUAAGUAAAGGUAAAUGUGAAGUUUCCAGCUGUCACAAAAUUAUUAAAUACUGCAAUACCCAAUGGCACCAUGGGAGGGCACUAAUCAGCAGACAAAGGGUAGAUUUCACAGGGUUUGCUUUUAAAAUGCUAAAGCAGUUGGCAAUACCUGUGUGCACCAAGGCCAUUGAUUUGUUUUUUGUUUUUUUUUACAAACAAAACGGGCCUGAUGAAAUAUAUCCAUCAUCAGUUACAGUCAUUUAAAGAUUUGUUGAAAUCCGUAUCAGCAGUUAUCCUGGAGUCAUCACACUAAAAUAUCGGCGGGCUGGAACCUGAGCUUUCCAUCUCACAAAAUAAUCAGCCUUUAUUCAUCUUCACAAUGGGGUUGUCAUGCCGAAGCACAAUGCACAAUGCAGCACAGAGAUGCAUCACUUAUCAGAGUGGUUACCUCAGCACUCUUGCCAUCCUCCAGCCCACAUCCAGCCCUCACAUGCCACACUAUACUUCCUGGACUGAGAGUGUGGAAAACCCAGAGCAAUGAAGGGAUGGAUUGUGCCAUGAAUGGUUCAUGCUGCGUAAUCUUCACCUUUCCUGGCUCGUCUCCACCGGUGUUUCAUUACAAUAACAGACGUGUAAGAUCAGAUAAAGCAGGCGUUGUGGCAAUUAGACAUGAUUCCCCCAACCUGAGCAAUCUACUUUAUCUUGUCCUCUUGGGUAGCAGGGAAGACAAUGGGACAGUGAAUGCUGUAGGAAGAAAACAAUUACACGUUUAAGAUUUCAGUGUAAAAGAUGUUUGUUUUAUGUUUUUGUUUUCCUAAUUGAUGUCCAGGAAAUACAUUAAAAGUGCAUUUAUCUA
Messenger RNA from Scomber japonicus (chub mackerel), 2690 nucleotides. It is a transcript of the gene ido1, whose product is annotated as indoleamine 2,3-dioxygenase 1. The record is from RefSeq and is a predicted model, not a curated record. Gene Ontology annotation, molecular function: metal ion binding; L-tryptophan 2,3-dioxygenase activity; heme binding. Bases 99 to 1388 code for a protein of 429 amino acids. Lineage: Eukaryota; Metazoa; Chordata; Actinopteri; Scombriformes; Scombridae. The transcript has 10 exons. Gene Ontology annotation, cellular component: cytoplasm. Gene Ontology annotation, biological process: 'de novo' NAD+ biosynthetic process from L-tryptophan.